This is a messenger RNA of Aplosporella prunicola CBS 121167, 985 nucleotides long. RefSeq lists its product as uncharacterized. The coding region runs from base 38 to 985 and encodes 315 amino acids. The transcript has 3 exons. NCBI's taxonomy places the organism in Eukaryota, Fungi, Ascomycota, Dothideomycetes, Botryosphaeriales, Aplosporellaceae. The record is from RefSeq and is a predicted model, not a curated record.
CGAACAAUUUCCCAUCAACAUCCAUCUAAAUCAAGCAAUGGUCAACGUCGCAAUCGCAGGAGGCACUGGAGCCGUCGGGCGCACCAUCUUGGAGGUUCUGAAAGACCAUCCGCAGCACACGCCCAUCAUCCUCACGCGGAAAGCCCCGGAGGAAGUCCAGGAGCAAUUUGGCGUCAAAGCAGUACAGCUUGACUACGAUGACGUCGAAUCCUUGAAGCAAGAGCUUGAAGCGCACUCGAUCCACACUGUGAUUUCGACCUUUGGCAACAGGGGCGACUCGUUCAAAAUAUCUCAAGUCAACCUGAUCAAGGCUGCGGGCCAGUCUUCCGAGACGAAGCGGUUUGUUCCGAGUUCGUUUGGAGCUCCUUACCCCGAAGGCUCCGACGCCAUUUUGCCUCCGUUAAAGUACUACUUCGCCUCGAUCGAUGAGCUGAAGAAAACAAACCUCCAAUGGACGGUCGUUCUGAACGGAAUUUUCCUGGACUACUACGCCAUGCCGCACAUCAAGACGUACCUGAACCCGAACUCGUUGGCUCUCGACAUCGCAAGCAGGAUUGCGGCUAUCCCAGGCGACGGCAACGUGCCCAUCACUUUCACGUACACCUUCGACGUGGCGCGCUUCGUUGUCGCGAUGCUGGACCUGGAGGAAUGGCCGGAGGAGACUCGGCUGGCGGGCGACAGGGUGACGUUUAACGAGUUCGUGGCGCUGGCGGAGGAGGUGACGGGAAGCAAUUUCACGGUGCAGUACGACGGCAUGGAGAAGCUCAAGCGGUUUGAGGUCACCGAGCUGCCAUCGCAUGUCCCGCUCUAUGAGAGCUUCCCGAAGCAGAGGCUUCAGUGGUUCCUCGCUAUCUUCGAGACGUGGAUGGCCGAUGGCACGAGCAACGUCGCGCCGGAGCUGAACCAGCGCUUCCCGCAUAUCAAGCCGUUGACGGUUCGGGCAAUGCUGGAGCAGCAUUGGAAGGGCAAGGGCAAGGGAAAUUAA